CGUUGCCACUCUUGCCAUUCGAAUUCAAAUCUCCCAUUUCGGUCACAUGGACUCCCCGGCCGCCGCAACGCCGACGCCCCGCCGGAAGCCCCUCCAGCCGAGGAACUUCAAUCUCUCCACGACCGCCGGGCUCCAGCUGAAGCCCAAACCGAUCGCACUCCGGAUUCCUCCGCCGAUCAGAGGAAGCCCUGGCAAGGAGAACUGCCCGAUCUUGCCCCCGGAGCCGGAGCCCGAAGCGAGACCGCGGGAGGCUUCUCUGGCCGAGGAGCUUGCGGCGGUCCGGCUGAUGAGGGACCGGCUCCGGGCGGAUAGGGAGAAGACGGAGGAGGUGCUUCGGGAGAGGGACGCGGUGAUGCAGAGGUGGGCGGUGGAGCUGGAAAAGCGGGCCGAGGAGCAGCGCAACCUGGAGCUGGAGCUUCGCCUGCUGAUCAAGCUUCAGGACUUGAUAUCCUGUUCCAUGAUUCCGUCAUCCGUUCAAUCUCUAAGACAUCAAGAACAUCAACAGAGUGCGGAAGUGCAGUCGCAGAUGACUUCACCGGUUCGAUCUCUGAGAGAGAAAGAAAGGCAGAAGAGUAUGGAAGCGCAGUUGCAGGCACCACAAAGCGCAGAAGAGAAUAGCGAAGCGGACAAACCAUCAGCGACUCAGGAAAACGAGACGGAGUGGUAGCUUUUCUUCAUCAAUGUCACUCCCUCCUCAUUUUUCGCUAUUGUAGGUGGUGCCUUCGGAUGAAGGAAGUCAAAUUGCUUGUUUGCGCGCUCCUUUGUUGCCACUUUGGGUGUGUUUCUUUUUGGUGAUCAUCGAUGAUCAUCGUAUAUACGUCGCUCGUAUAAUUUACGACAACAUUUCCAUGGCAAUCGAUAUAGUUACCAUGAUAUCACUCGGUGCUCCCUUUACUCGCAGAAGACCGGUCUGCAUCGAUGGACAAAUAGUUCGUCGAAAGAUGACAGCAGCGUGAAGAAUUCUUCCUCUCGUUGAU
Messenger RNA from Musa acuminata AAA Group (dessert banana), 977 nucleotides. Its product is annotated as high mobility group B protein 6. The transcript has 4 exons. Lineage: Eukaryota; Viridiplantae; Streptophyta; Magnoliopsida; Zingiberales; Musaceae. The record is from RefSeq and is a predicted model, not a curated record. The coding region runs from base 47 to 667 and encodes 206 amino acids.